CAUCGCAGCUCCUUUACUGUCUUUAACCAACUGAAACCGACCUUUGCGGAGUGAGUCAUUUGAGCACUGGGGGAAAAAAGUGUAAAAUGGCCCCGUUGCGAUGUGAAAGCCCGAUUGAUUUGCUUCCAGAGGAGCUGCUGUGCAUGAUAUUCGAUCUACUAGAACUGGAGAACGUGAAAGAUGCGUCCUGCACUUGUCGUAGAUGGCACGAUAUCAUCUUCUUCAGUGACUAUAUCAAACGAUUUCAGUUUAAGCUUGCAGUCCCCUUUUUAACAGAUAAAAAACCCGUGUGCCAGAAGACGUUGCAGUACAUUGAGCAGCACAUAGAUGCUGUGAAACAUACUCAGCGUUGCUAUCGAAAUAUGAACCUAACCAUAAAACGCACAGAUGCUGACGUUCAAUCAUUCUGGAACAUACUGCACCCGAAAAUCACGAAAAAUAUCCGGACGCUGAAGUUAACCUUUUGGAGUUACUGUACGAAAUCUGCGGUGGAAGCAAUUCUCAAGGAAGUAAACGAGAUGCCGGCGCUACGAUCGUUCGUAGUUCACGCUUAUCAUUUACCUUUAUCUUUCCUUACCAUAAAGAGUGCCACUGUUGACCAUUUAGAGAUGGAUAGUUGGUGUCAUUUCUCCUUUGAUAUACCACAAUUACGAACAUUUGUAGGACCACUGCGUGCACUUACUCAACCGGAUCAACCGCUGGUAUUCACUUACCUGAAGCGUCUCGUGCUGACGGACUGUGCAGUGCAAUUGAAAGGCAGAUGCAAGCUUAAUCGGUUGACACAAGUGGAGACACUGGAACUAGCCAUUCACGACAUAGAAGAUUGGCUUCUCCCUGCAAUACAUGACAAGUACACGGCACUUAGGCAUCUGUAUUUUUGUACCUUUCUGCGCAAUGUAGAUAUUGCUAUCUUAAGACAGCUUUCCAAGUUCACUCUGCUUCGUCAUCUAACAUUUAGAGCGAUCCAAAUGAAAGAUCGUUUCCCACUUGAUAUUGACUUUGGCCUAUCGGAGCUAACCGAACUAGAGCUACUGGAUCUGGGAUCGGACGUUUUGCUGGAUCGCAACUUAAUGCGCCUCCCUAAGUCGAUCAAGUAUCUUACUCUGCAAAUUACGAGUACGAACGAAGAAGUAGUUAUCGAGACCAUUAGCCGCAAUUUGACAGGGCUGCAAAAGUUACAUUUGAUUUACCAAUGCAAUCCUUAUGUUGAAGUACCUAAGCAAACAAUGAAGUCAAUUUGUCUUUUGAAGCAACUGGAGGUACUGGUGUUUGAAUUUGCAAAAUUCACGGAGUCAGUUUUCCUUGAUGUGGAAGCUCCGAUGUAUCAAAUGCGUGAACUGCUGUUCGCAUUUUGUGAAUCAGAUCGCGAUCUCGUUCUUGAAUGGAGGCAAAUAUUUCCCAAUCUGAAGACGAUUCAGUUUCCACUGAGUUCUCCAAUGUUCUGUUUCCGUAAGGAGAUUCAAUUGGAUUCAUUAUAAAAAAAAGGCAAAAUAAAUAUUUGAAACUAGAUGAGUUCUGUGUUAUAUUUCGAGUUUAGCAGACAGCAAGACGCAUGUGAAGAGGAAAUCCACCAGUACAAUAAAAUGAUGAAUGGUUCGU
Messenger RNA from Anopheles darlingi, 1599 nucleotides. RefSeq lists its product as uncharacterized. Gene Ontology annotation, molecular function: protein binding. The coding region runs from base 87 to 1478 and encodes 463 amino acids. The record is from RefSeq and is a predicted model, not a curated record. NCBI's taxonomy places the organism in Eukaryota, Metazoa, Arthropoda, Insecta, Diptera, Culicidae. The transcript is spliced from 2 exons.